CAUUUCUGGUCCAAGAGCUUCCCCGAAAGCGUGGUUCUCAUUUUAUGGAAACCCUUUGCAAUUUGGCACAGCUUUCGAAAGUAUGUAGGAAAAAAAAGUCUGCCAGAGGUUUGGCCUCCAACUGUGAAAACAGACACUGCCUUUUCAAACUCCUCUCCCAGAUCCACUGACCAACACCCAGAAGAGAGAAUUUACAUUCUUUUCGAAUACGGCAGGAAAAUGAAGAUCCGGCUAAAAAUCAUAUUUGGCGUGGUUAUAUGCCUUUUGUUUUCCUUGUUACUUAUGUGUAUUAUACUGCUUCCAUCAAGAGUUGCCAACACAGAUGAUGGUCCCAGAGCUCUUACAUUGGAGGAUUAUUUGAAUGGAAACUUCCAAUAUAAAACAUUUUUUCCAUAUUGGGUGUCAGAUAAUGAAUAUCUUCAUCAGUCUGCAGAAGGUGAUAUUAUUCUUCACAAUGUUGAAAUGAACUACGCAACUACCAUCAUGACAAAUAGCACAAUGAAUCAAGUUAAUGCUUCAAAUUAUGUGUUGUCAUCAGACAAAUACUUCAUAGCUCUGGAAAGCAAUUAUUCAAAGCUGUGGAGAUACUCUUACACAGCAUCAUACCAUAUUUAUGAUCUCAUAUAUGGUGGUUUUGUAACAGAAAAUCAGCUUCCACAUAAAAUUCAGUAUAUAUCCUGGUCACCCGUUGGACACAAAUUGGUAUAUGUAUAUCAGAAUAAUAUAUAUUUAAAACAAAGUCCAAGGGAGGCAUCAAUUAAACUAACUAGCGAUGGAAAACAGAAUGAAAUAUUUAAUGGGAUUCCUGAUUGGGUCUAUGAAGAGGAAAUGCUAGCAACAAAAUAUGCACUGUGGUGGUCUCCAAGUGGAAGAUAUUUAGCAUAUGUACAAUUUAAUGAUUCUGACAUACCAGUUAUUGAAUACUCAUAUUUUGGUGAGGACCAGUAUCCUAGAAAAAUAACUAUCCCCUAUCCAAAGGCUGGGGCUAAAAAUCCUACUGUUAAAGUGUUUAUCGUUGAUACUAGUAAUCCUGAAGCAUAUGGUCCUAAGGAGGUGCCAGUUCCUGCAGUCAUAGCACACAGUGAUCACUAUUUUACGUGGCUUACUUGGGUAACAGAUAGUCGCAUCUGUGUGCAAUGGCUAAAGCGAAUCCAGAAUUUUUCAGUCUCGGCUAUUUGUGACUUCAAAGAAUAUUCAAAUACUUGGGACUGUCCAGAGAAACAACAGCACAUAGAAGAGAGUCAAACAGGAUGGGCAGGCGGAUUCUUUGUUUCUGCACCAUAUUUUACAUCAGACGGCAGUUCAUACUACAAAAUUUUUAGUGACAAAAACGGUUAUAAGCAUAUUCACUACAUCAAUGGCUCUGUGGAGAAUGCCAUCCAAAUCACAAGUGGAGAAUGGGAGGCAAUAUACAUUUUCAGAGUAACAAAUGAUGCAAUUUUCUAUUCAAGCAAUGAAUUUGAAGGCUAUCCAGGAAGAAGAAAUAUUUACAAACUCAGUAUUGGAAGUAGACCUAUCAGAAAACAAUGCAUUACUUGCAAUUUAAGGAAAGAGAGAUGCCAGUAUUAUACAGCAAGGUUCAGUGAACGUUCUAAGUAUUAUGCCUUGGUCUGUUAUGGUCCCGGGAUUCCGAUUUCUACACUUUUUGAGAACUAUGGUGAUAGAGAGCUCAGAGUAUUGGAAGACAAUAGGGAAUUACAGUCUGCUUUGCAAGAGAUCAAACUGCCGAAAGAAGAAAUUAAUAAACUUGAAGUGGACGGUAUAACUUUGUGGUACAAAAUGCUUCUACCCCCACAGUUUGAUAGAUCCAAGAAGUACCCUCUGCUUAUUCAGGUGUAUGGAGGACCUUGCAGUCAGAAUGUAAAGGAAACAUUUAGCAUUAGCUGGAUAACCUAUCUUGCAAGCAAAGAAGGAAUUAUUGUUGCUCUAGUGGAUGGCAGAGGGACAGCUUACCAAGGUGACAAGAUUUUGCAUGCAGUAUAUCGAAGACUAGGGGUCUAUGAAGUCGAGGACCAAAUCUCAGCAGUGAAAAAAUUUAUAGAAAUGGGUUUUAUUGAUGAGAAACGAAUAGCAAUAUGGGGCUGGUCUUAUGGUGGGUACGUAACAUCUUUGGCACUUGGAUCUGGCAGUGGAGUAUUUAAAUGUGGAAUGGCUGUGGCUCCUGUUUCCAGCUGGGAAUAUUACGCAUCUAUCUACACAGAACGAUUUAUGGGUCUUCCUGUAGAGUCCGAUAAUCUUGAGCACUACAAGAAUUCAACUGUGAUGGCAAGAGCAAAGAAUUUCCAAAAUGUAGAGUAUCUUCUCAUCCAUGGAACAGCAGAUGAUAAUGUACAUUUUCAGAACUCAGCACAAAUUGCAAAAGCUCUGGUUAAUGCACAGGUGGAUUUCCAGGCAAUGUGGUAUACUGAUGAGAACCAUGGAAUUCCGGGCCUUUCCAGCAAACAUCUCUACACACAUAUGACCCACUUCCUCAAACGAUGUUUUUGUUUGUCAGAAUAAGUGGGCUAUUCAGAGCAUCCUAAGGCAUCUGAUACACCUCUGGGAGAAUGCAAUGAUAAUAGUGCCAGGUUACACAGUUUUCAGGUGAACUGAUAAUAGGAAAUUUGAAGUUUUAAACUUGAUGUUUACAUCCAAUUUUGAUACUGUAUAUUAGCAAAUGUUAUGCUAAUACAUGUUUUGGCACAUUUACACCUGUUCACCAGAAAAAAUAAAAUCAUAAUGUAAAA
Messenger RNA from Cuculus canorus (common cuckoo), 2726 nucleotides. RefSeq names its product fibroblast activation protein alpha (gene FAP). Lineage: Eukaryota; Metazoa; Chordata; Aves; Cuculiformes; Cuculidae. Gene Ontology annotation, molecular function: serine-type endopeptidase activity; dipeptidyl-peptidase activity. Gene Ontology annotation, biological process: proteolysis. The coding region runs from base 220 to 2499 and encodes 759 amino acids. The transcript is spliced from 26 exons. The record is from RefSeq and is a predicted model, not a curated record.